This is a messenger RNA of Drosophila ananassae, 2022 nucleotides long. It is a transcript of the gene tbrd-1, whose product is annotated as bromodomain-containing protein 4B. Gene Ontology annotation, cellular component: chromatin; nucleus. The transcript has a single exon. Bases 152 to 1909 code for a protein of 585 amino acids. Gene Ontology annotation, biological process: chromatin remodeling; regulation of DNA-templated transcription. The record is from RefSeq and is a predicted model, not a curated record. Lineage: Eukaryota; Metazoa; Arthropoda; Insecta; Diptera; Drosophilidae.
UGUAGGGAUCCAUCGUGGAAACAAAUCCAAAAUAUUUGGUAGAUAGAUAAGAUAAGAUAGAUAAGGUUUUUACAAGAAAAUAGUUUCUAUUGGUUAGAGAUCCAAAAUUAAAACCAAAGCUCCUUGCUUAUAACGUCAAGUAGCUCUAAAUAUGCUUUACGUAAGGCAUAGCUCAGUAUUCGUGAGGAUCUCGAGCCGUAAAUACAAAAAAAAAGUAAAUUAUAAAAUUAAAAUUUAUUUGUUUUUUUUUGGAUAUUCGGUACUUUGUAAUUUGUGUGCAUAUAUCUUUAGAAGAGCUUUGAUGGAAGGCUCCAGGAAAGAGAAACAGGGGGCUCCCCCACGGAAUGAGCCGUAUAUCCAGCCUGUGAAUGGGAUUGUUCAGCCGCCGGUGAUACCGCCCCCAAACCGACCAGGCCGGAGGACCAAUGUGCUGGAGGAUCUGAAGACUGUAUUGAACUACAUUUGGCGUAGUCGCUGGUCAUAUCACUUUCGGAAUCCCGUAGAUGCGAUCAACUUAGGAGUGCCUGAUUACCAUACCAUCGUCAAACGACCUAUGGACCUCAACACGAUUAAGAAGCGAUUACAAAACAAUUAUUACUGGGAAGCUGAAGAGGCUUUGCAGGAUUUUGACUUGGUUUUCGACAACUGCAUGCACUACAACAUGGAGGGCACACCGGUCUACCAAGCGGGGAAGGAGCUAAAAAACGCCUUCUACAACCGUCUGGCCACUAUUGAUUUGUCUAAUGAGGAGGAGCUUAAGCCCAAGCUGGAUAAGCGAAAGAGAAAAGCUGUAGAGGAUCUGUUCUCGUCACCGGCUCCGGCUCCUCCUCCGCCUCCAGCUUCGGCUCCCAUGUCAAUGCCAAUGUCCGUGUCGACGCCUCCCCCAAUGCAAAACGUUAUGCAGCCGAUGGUUCCACCUUUUCCCUUUCCACAGGCCCUCCGAGUGGGCCCUUCGCUCAUACCUCAUGCAAUGCCACCGCUUUCCAGUCUAAUGCCGAAUGUGACGCCUUCGUUUAUGCCUGAUACCUUAAUUAAUCCUCUUAACUCAUAUAUGCAAUUCAGCAAUAUAUCCUCGAUGACGCUGGUCAAGGAACGUCAAGAAAUUAGGCCGCGUAUUACGAAAUCACCUCCGAUUUUGAACCCCCUGUGUGGGCUACCACCCUCCCUGACUCGUGGUCCAGUUCAUAUGCCCCCAUCACCACCGACACCAUCAACUCCGCCCAUAACUGAGUAUGCCCAGCCUACAGCGCCUCCAGUACCGGACGAACCACGAAAGUCUCCAACUCCACCACCGCCGGAGAUCCUUCCGCCCAUUAUUUGUUACAAGGAGCUGGAUAGACUGAUCGAAAAGAGCCACGCCGUUUACUUGAUUAAGACAAUGGUGAAGAGGAAGCGUCGCCAAUUCACCUGGGCCUUCAACAGGGCCGACUACUGGCCCCGGUACUCCCAAACUCCGGACUACGACCAUGAUCAAGAGGAGCUUCUCGAUUGGAGAGUGCUAGAAGAGCGUCUAAGCUCGGACCAAUUUGAAAAUAUAGACACUUUCGUGUUCUCCGUACGAAAGAUGUUCCAGAAUGCGUUGCGCUGUUUUCCUGACGAUAACUUGGUAAAGGUCUCUGUGAAGAAGUCGAAUGAGAUCUUUGAACGAAGGCUGCCCAAAUGCAGGGACCUAAUAGCCAAGGCCAAGGAGCAUGCCCGAUCCGUGGUGGAAGCCAAAGAGAAAAAAUUACAGGAAGAGAAACAGUCCAAGUCCAUUAAAUCGCCAAUAGCCGAGAGUCCGAAAUUACAAUCGCCAGUGGACAUACCGGAGCUACCGGAAACGAGUGCUCGAAUCAGGCAUUCCCUGAGUUCUGCUAUCCACAAUCGCCUUGAGUCUAUCGAUGAUAAUAGGAAAAAAAUGAAUCGUUAAUUGUUUUAACUGUUUUUAUUAAGAGGAACCCUCAUCUGUUGUUAUCCUCAUUUUACCAUGUUUUGUGACUAUGUUUCUUAUAUGUUAUGUAAUUAUAGAAUUAUACAACAAUU